AUGGCAUGGAUUUACAAAGCUCGUGUCCGCGAAGUCAGCAUCUCAGAAUGGGAGCCCACCCCAAACCCUUUCAUCACGUUCUUAGCCGCUCCACCCGCGCAUAUCGACCGCACGUUUCCCAAGCUCAGACGCAUCCUGAUCCAAGAGUCCAAGGGACAACUGCGUAUCCCUGACUACCAUUUCUUGCUAGGCCCGUUCGUCGAAUGCGUGGACCUCAGACUCGGGGAAAACCCGUCCGUAAAUGACGCUCUGACGGAGUCAAUCAUCCGCUCGGUUCCCGAAGUUUGCUCCAAGCUCAUGGAUUUCAGUGUCACGUGGUACUCUCAUACGCCCCCUCCGUGGUCGCCCCAGGCUAUUUCAGAAACCGUUGUUCGCAUAGAUCAUUUCAAAACACUCCAGUGCCCAGCUCCAAGCUCUCACGUAAUUAUGCAUAUCAAUCAGCUUCCCUCACUCGGAGUCCUCGUCCUGAAUCCGCUGCCCCUAUAUGAUGCUGCUGCCUCCAAGACAGGUGAAAUCUCCAUCUACGACUUUGCUAGUCUGUAUUCGCUACAGAUGACAACAGACGGCUUCGACGCAAUCACAGCGUUUGUGCGGAGGCUAAAGAACCUUCCAGAUACCGUUACCAUCUACCUUGGGACCUCGCCACAGCCUUCAGCUUUGGAGAAUUUCUUCGGCUACCUCGGCAAUUUCCACAAUCGAGAUUUUGACAGCCUCACCCUUCGCAAGGAGUCAUCGCAAGUUGAGGUUAUCAGCGAUAUGGAUGAUCCCGGCCCCCCUAUUACGCUGCAAACUCUCCGCCCUCUCCUACAGUGCGACGGGCUUUACACACUCGACAUCACAGUGACGAGCCCCAUUUCUCUCACAGACACAGAUAUCAGAAACAUGUCUCUCGCUUGGCCUAAUCUUCGAAUAUUUGCACUGAACGAGAGUAACGGAUGCACUAGAAAAAUAUUCCAAUACAAUUUGCCAAUUUAG
Coniophora puteana RWD-64-598 SS2 is the source of this 975-nucleotide messenger RNA. RefSeq lists its product as uncharacterized. The coding region runs from base 1 to 975 and encodes 324 amino acids. The transcript is spliced from 2 exons. NCBI's taxonomy places the organism in Eukaryota, Fungi, Basidiomycota, Agaricomycetes, Boletales, Coniophoraceae. The record is from RefSeq and is a predicted model, not a curated record.